UUGGCUAUCCUUUUCAAACGAAUCCUAAACAAAUUGUCCACUCAAUCCUCCAUCUUUUUCUCCGAGAACUCCAAGGAAAAAACUUACGUUUUGUUCCUUUUUUGUUUUGCUUGUUUCCAAACAUUGGUUCUCAUGAUCUCUUUUUGUAUUCCCUGGUUCCAAAAGCGCCUCCGCCCUACGAGGGGUCCUUCGAUCUGUUGAAGGUUCCCCUCAUGUCCUGCACAAACUUUGCCUCAUUGCAUUGUCUUCGGCUUCCCAUUUUUGACCCUAGAGGUGACGUCAACUACGGGAAUACUGUCCAUCGUUUGUUGGUGUUCCAAGCCAUUUUUUUCUUGCUCUUGGAACACAAGGUUUUCGGGGAAUUCAGGUUGCAAUCCUGGCAAAAUGAAUUGCUUCCCAUGCUUCUCGUCACAAAAAAGCAAGAAAGAAACCGGCAAAAGGGACCAUGACUCUUCGUUUCACGAGCUUAUUCAAUCAAGAGCGCCUGAAAAUAUGGAAGCUGAACAUGGAAACAUUGCUGCUCAAAGAUUCACAUUCCGUGAGCUAGCCGCCGCAACCAAGAAUUUCCGCCAAGAGUGUUUGUUGGGUGAAGGUGGUUUCGGAAGGGUUUACAAGGGGACUCUUCAGGCUACUGGCCAGGUGGUUGCUGUGAAACAACUUGACAGGAAUUCAAUACAAGGAAACAGGGAGUUUCUUGUAGAGGUUGCACAAUUGAGUCUCUUACAGCAUCCAAACCUGGUUAGUCUCAUUGGAUACUGUGCUGAUGGAGAUCAGAGGCUUUUGGUUUUUGAAUUCAUGCCCGGGGGUUCUGUAGAAGAUCAUCUACUUGAUAUGAAGACUGAAGGAAAACCAUUAGAUUGGAUAACCCGAAUGAAAAUAGCAUAUGGGUCAGCUCAAGCUCUAGAGUAUUUGCACGAUAAGGCCAAUCCGCCUGUAAUAUAUCGUGAUCUCAAGUCUUCAAACGUUUUGUUGGAUGAACAAUUCAAUCCCAAACUGUCUGAUAUUGGACUGGACAAGCUUGGCCCUUCAGCAGAAAAGAUGCCUAUGCAGUCAAGGACAAUGGGAACUUAUGGUUACAGUGCUCCAGAAUAUUCAAGAUCAGGUAAACUCACAACUGGUGCAGAUGUAUACAGUUUUGGAGUUGUUCUACUGGAGCUUAUCACUGGAAGAAGAGCCAUUGACACUACCAAACCUGUCGACGAGCAAAACUUAGUUGCUUGGGCACAACCAAUAUUCAGGGAACCAAAAAGGUUCCCAGAAAUGGCGGAUCCUUUACUUAAGAAGCGAUUUCCGGAAAGGGGUUUGAAUCAAGCUGUUGCAAUAGCAGCCAUGUGUCUGCAAGAUGAAGCUGCAGCCCGUCCUUUGAUGAGUGAUGUGAUGACAGCCUUAAGUUUUCUUUCUAUGGCCACAGAAGAGAAUAGUAUUCCUCGCACUCUUCCUGCUGCCAUCUCAUCUAAAUUGCAUUGCAUCUCAUCUAAGCUGCAAUUCUUGGAGUGUGGCAAUGAAGGGAAGCUGAAGGAACAAGACUGCUCUGUUCGUGAUGCUGAUUCGGAUAGUGAAUCAGACAGUGAUAAGGGAAGUGUUUAUUCGAGCCGAAGUGGCAGCGUGAAUACUCAUGAAGAAAGUGCUUUGACUCAUGACCAUAGUAGACGAUCCACUGAUGGAAGUGCUUCUUUCAGAGAAGAAAGCAGCAAGGGUUCUCAUAAAGAAAGUACUUUUUUGAGUCACCAAGAUAGUAAGAAAUCGGCAUUCUCAUCAAGCCACAAAAGCAGCAGGAAAUCACAGGAAAAUGAUCCUUAUUCAAGCAGCAGUGAUUCAGCUGAUGAAAGUUCCUCAAGUCAUAAGAGAAGCAGCAAGAAAUUGCUUGUAGGAAGUAGUUACGAAAGUCAAAAGGGCAGCAAGAAAUCAACUGAUGGAAGUGUUUCAUCGGGUCGCAAGAGUAGCAGGAAAUCCAAGGAAGGAAGUGUUUCUUUAAGCCGGAAGAGCAGCAGGAAAUCUCAGCAUGGAAAUUAUAAUACCAGCAGGGCCUUGCAUGAUGAAAGCAAUUCUUCAGGCUCAAGCAGGAAGAGCCCGCAGCAGCAGUAAUGGAGGAUCACAGGAUGAAA
Messenger RNA from Durio zibethinus, 2105 nucleotides. Its product is annotated as putative serine/threonine-protein kinase PBL25. Gene Ontology annotation, molecular function: ATP binding; protein kinase activity. NCBI's taxonomy places the organism in Eukaryota, Viridiplantae, Streptophyta, Magnoliopsida, Malvales, Malvaceae. The record is from RefSeq and is a predicted model, not a curated record. Gene Ontology annotation, biological process: protein phosphorylation.